UUAGCAAAUCUUACACAUACAUCAAGUUGACUAAUCUACUACGUAUUGAAUUUCCCCGAAGCUAUUAGUCAGCACAGUCGUACUUAAGCUCUCCUAAAAAUACUUCCCCUGCAUCCGAAGACAUUCAACUAUUCUUCGUAAAAGCUCACCAUGCAGACAAUCAAAGUUAAUGGAAAGGAGAUCGGUACCUUCGGUUUAGGCCUUAUGGGCCUUACUUGGAGACAAAACGUCAUCCCAGAUGAACAGGCUUUUGAGUUGCUGAAUUAUGCCAUUAGCCGAGGUGUGAACUUUUGGAAUGCCGGUGAAUUCUACGGUAUUGACCCUAUUGAGGCCAACUUGGAUUUGUUGGCUAGAUACUUCACAAAGUAUCCAGAGAAUGCCGAUAAAGUAUUCAUUUCCGUUAAAGGUGCCACAGAUCCCCAAACAUUGGGACCUUGUGGAGACCGUGCUAGCGUGACAAAAAGUGUCAACAAUGUUUUAAAACAUCUUCGUGGGGUCAAGAAACUCGAUUUGUUUGAGUGUGCCCGUGUGGAUGCUCGUGUGCCCAUUGAGGAAACUAUGCAAGUGUUGAAGGAGUUUGUCGAUGAAGGAAAGAUUGGCUGUAUUGGACUUAGUGAAGCUUCGGCUUCUAGCAUUCGUAAGGCCAACAGCAUUCUUCCUAUCGCAAUGGUCGAAACAGAAUACUCCAUGUGGUCCCUUGAUAUUGAGCAAAACGGUAUCUUGAAGGCUUGCGCCGAGCUGAACAUUCCUAUUGUUGCUUACUCUCCCUUCGCAAGCGGUUUCUUAACGGGUACCAUUAAGACAGAAGAGGACUUGAAAAGGGCUGCAGAGAGCCAGAACAAAACUAUGCUUGACCGUUUCAAGCCAGAGAACUUCCGUAAGAACAAGGUCUGCCUUGAUGCUCUUGAAGCUCUGGCCGCUAGCUUCAGCAUGACGUUAUCCCAAUUGGCGCUUUCAUUUGUUCUCUCUAACAAGGAGGCCGCAUUUGUCCCUAUCCCCGGCUGCACUACUGCUGCCCGUCUGAAAAGCAAUCUUGAUACUCUUGAUCAUCUUCUCAGCGAAGAGCAAUAUCAAAAAGUUCGGGACACUUUGGACCAGCAUCCUAUCCACGGCAAACGUUACAACGAGCAGCUUGAUAAGUAUCUGGCCAUUUAAGUUUUCUUUUUUUUUUGUAAAACGAUAUAGAAUUAAUGUACGAUGGCUGAACGCAAUGCUUAAUGUUUAUACCUUUAGAUUUGCAACCAGCUAUAUUAAU
Schizosaccharomyces japonicus yFS275 is the source of this 1255-nucleotide messenger RNA. RefSeq names its product pyridoxal reductase. The record is from RefSeq and is a predicted model, not a curated record. The transcript has a single exon. Lineage: Eukaryota; Fungi; Ascomycota; Schizosaccharomycetes; Schizosaccharomycetales; Schizosaccharomycetaceae. The coding region runs from base 151 to 1155 and encodes 334 amino acids.